AUGUAUAACGUCAAUAUUGAUGAAGCGGGAAAUAAAGAUCUUUUAGAAGCAUGUUCUGAUUCAUUUGAACCAUUAAAACUUACACGUAAAUUUACCGAUGAGCAUGAAGAACAAAGUUUGUUGAUGACGUCAAGUUCCUUUUCAAGUUGGUCUAUUGCUGUAUCAAAUGAGUAUCGCGAAAGUUUUAGAUUGCUAGCUUUAUCUUGCAUAAGCGACGAUGAUAUGCAAGUUCUGCCAGAUUCGAAAAAAAUAAGUAGGUGUG
Molecule: messenger RNA, 262 nt
Organism: Racocetra fulgida
Lineage: Eukaryota; Fungi; Glomeromycota; Glomeromycetes; Diversisporales; Gigasporaceae
Source: the annotation of a GenBank genome assembly